CCUUCGACCCGCCCACGACCAAGGAGAGAAAACACACCCCUUACGCCUCCGUCUUUCUCCUUGCUCCUUCUGCAUUAGGGUUUGCUACCUCUCACUCGAUCCGCUCGUGCGAUCUUGUUCUCGUUCGGCGAUCGAGGAGAUGGACGAGGGGAGCAAUAGCACCACUAGCUUCCCCAAGUCCCACGUUCGCGGCGGUGGCGGCGGCCUCUUCCCCCUCGGUACGCCAGCCUUCUCUAGCUGCCAGUCGGCUUCCACUAGUGGCAGCGCCGGCUCGCCCUCCAGCAGGAGUGAAAUAGUGGCAACGACUCCCGCCAGCGAGAAUACCUUGGUCAGGCUGAACCACCUCGAUAUCCACGGGGACGGCGAGGGGACGCCCGAAGGAGCCGUGAGUGGCAAAAAGAAAAAACGGAGUUCUAGGGCUGUUUCAGGUGAUAAAAGUGGCAGGGGUCUUCGGCAAUUCAGCAUGAAAGUUUGUGAGAAAGUUGAAAGCAAGGGGCGAACUACUUAUAACGAGGUUGCAGAUGAACUUGUCACUGAAUUUACAAAUCCACAAAAUAAUCCAGGAUCUCAAGAUCAGCAGCAAUAUGAUGAGAAGAACAUACGGCGAAGGGUAUAUGAUGCACUAAAUGUUCUCAUGGCUAUGGAUAUUAUCUCUAAAGAUAAAAAGGAGAUACAUUGGAAAGGUUUACCUCGAACUAGUCUAAAUGAUAUUGAAGAAUUAAAGGCAGAGAGAAUUGGAUUGAGGAGUAGAAUUGAUAAGAAAACUGCAUAUUUGCAAGAGUUGCAUGAUCAAUAUGAAGGUCUCCAAAACUUGGUUCAAAGAAAUGACAAGUUAUAUGGAUCAGGAAAUCUUCCAUCUGGUGGCGUUGCUUUACCAUUUAUCUUGGUUCAGACUCGUCCACAUGCUACGGUUGAGGUAGAAAUUUCAGAAGAUAUGCAACUUGUACAUUUUGACUUCAACAGUACCCCGUUUGAGCUACAUGAUGAUUCUUACGUGGUUAAAGCAAUGGGAUUGUGCAUGCGAGAAAAAAAUGAUGGUUCUCUAGCACCUUGCUCUGAUGGAGGUGAUGGCUCGAGCGUGAUAGGUGCUAGUCAGAAGCACUCCUCACCAUCUUCUAGAGCUAAUUCUAUGACCAGAGUUUUAGCUUCUCCUCCUAAACCUGGGAUUCUAAAAUCGCGUGUGAAGAAUGAACAUUAAUCUCAAAAGUUUACAGCUUUCUCAUUGUUGCCUCUUGUUAUCAAGUGCCAUUUUCUUCACAAGGUAAAUAUAAAUAAGUCGAUAAGCUGGGGAAAUUAAUUGGGUUUGUUUGCUAACUUAGUCUUUUUAACAAGUCGGGAUGGUCGCUUAGGGUUCAACAGCUGCCUGAUUUGUGGUUCUCAGGCAUUUCCAUCUUCCCAUAUGGUAAUGUAUUCGUACCGUUUCUCCCUUCUUGCAAUACUUUCCUUAUGAGUAGUUUAUAUAGGAAGUAGUUCUGGUACUCAAUUACCUUGACCAUUUGUAUGCACUGGAAGGAAGCCAUUUAAUUGUGUAGAUUUGUAUUAAGAAAAUUGGAUUAAAGGAGAUCUUAAAAUUCCAUGUUAUUGGUA
This is a messenger RNA of Zingiber officinale, 1587 nucleotides long. RefSeq names its product transcription factor-like protein DPB. Gene Ontology annotation, cellular component: nucleus; transcription regulator complex. The transcript has 9 exons. Bases 140 to 1198 code for a protein of 352 amino acids. Gene Ontology annotation, biological process: regulation of cell cycle; regulation of transcription by RNA polymerase II. Gene Ontology annotation, molecular function: RNA polymerase II transcription regulatory region sequence-specific DNA binding; DNA-binding transcription factor activity, RNA polymerase II-specific. The record is from RefSeq and is a predicted model, not a curated record. Lineage: Eukaryota; Viridiplantae; Streptophyta; Magnoliopsida; Zingiberales; Zingiberaceae.